This is a messenger RNA of Benincasa hispida (wax gourd), 1325 nucleotides long. Its product is annotated as S-adenosyl-methionine 4-1-methyl-2-pyrrolidinyl-3-oxobutanic acid methyltransferase-like. Gene Ontology annotation, molecular function: methyltransferase activity. NCBI's taxonomy places the organism in Eukaryota, Viridiplantae, Streptophyta, Magnoliopsida, Cucurbitales, Cucurbitaceae. The record is from RefSeq and is a predicted model, not a curated record.
AUCUAAACACAAACUAACUUUGGGUUAUUGCAAUAUAAAAUUCUCUCUUCUAUAUAAUAAAUGGGAGUGUGCCCCUUCCUUUGCAAAAUAGCAGCAUAGAAUCUCAAGAGUAAAUAGAAAUUUGAGUGGAAAUGUUGCAUGUAAAUGGAGGUAUGGGAGAUACCAGUUAUGUCAACAACUCACUACUUCAGCGAGAGAUAAUAUCCAUGACUUGCUCAAUUGCAAAGGAAGCCAUUACCAAUUUCUACCAUCAAAACUUUCCAACUUCCAUAACAAUAGUAGACUUGGGUUGUUCUUCAGGAUUAAACACUCUAAUAGUUGUUUCCAAUCUGAUCAAACAAGUAGAAGAGAUUCGUCAAAAGCUUCACAAAAAGCCUUUGGAGUAUCAAAUCUUCUUGAAUGACCUCCAUGGAAAUGACUUCAAUGCCGUUUUUAGAAUAUUACCAAGCUUCUUGGAAGAUUUAAAGACCCAUAUUGGAGGAGAUUUUGGUACAUGUUUCUUCAAUGGUGUGCCAGGUUCUUUCUAUGCCAGACUCUUUCCUAGCGAAACUGUGCACUUUUUUCAUUCAUCUAGUAGUCUCCAUUGGCUCUCUCAGGUUCCUAUGGGGAUACAGAAUAACAAAGGAAACAUUUACAUAGGUAGUACAAGUCCAAAGAGUGUGGCUGAAGCUUAUUAUAAACAAUUUCAAAAAGACUUUUCAAUAUUUUUGAAGUGUCGAGCUGAGGAAUUGGUAAUGGGUGGACAUAUGGUCUUAACAUUAGUAGGAAGACUAAGUGAAGAUCCAUCAAAAUCCGGAGCUUAUUAUAUUUGGGAGCUCUUGGCUUUAGCUCUCAACACCAUGGUAAUUGAGGGAAUUGUGGAAGAGAAAAAGGCAGAUUCAUUCAAUGUUCCAUUCUAUAUGCCAUCACCAAAGGAAGUUGAAGCCGAGGUUGUAAAGGAAGGAAGUUUCAUCCUCAAUCUAUUGCAAGUUUCAAGCAUUAACUUAAACGUUCACAAGACUGAAUUAAGCUCACUAAUUAAGUCUAUGGCCGAUACUGAUGGCUAUGAUUUUGCCAAGUGUAUGCAAUCUGUGGCUGAACCACUUUUGAUUCAUCAUUUUGGAGAAUCCAUUGCCGAAGAAUUAUUUUGCCGACACAGAAAGAUUGUUACUGAUUGCAUGGCAAGAGAGGAGAUUAUGGAAUGUAUCAACCUCACUAUCUCCUUAACUAAAAUCAAAUGAUCCAAAGUUGCUACAAAUUAAAUAUGCCAUGUGAUUCAAUCAUUGAGAUGUUGAAUACAAGGCAAAUAUCGGAUUAUCAUAAUAAAAUAAUCUCCAACUUUUUAU